This is a messenger RNA of Theobroma cacao (cacao), 1569 nucleotides long. Lineage: Eukaryota; Viridiplantae; Streptophyta; Magnoliopsida; Malvales; Malvaceae. The record is from RefSeq and is a predicted model, not a curated record.
AUGGAUGAAAGGUUGAGGAGUGCAGCUCAAUCAGGAAAUAUAGAUGCCUUGUAUGAUUUAAUCGAAGGUGACGCGGAUGUUUUACGACGCAUCGAUGAGAUGGAGUUCGUUGAUACUCCACUGCACAUAGCUGCAGCUGAAGGGCACACUGAGUUUGCAAUGGGGUUGAUGAACUUAAAGCCAUCAUUCGCUAGGAAGCUCAACCAACGCUGCUUUAGCCCCAUUCACCUAGCCUUGCAAGAGAAACAAGAAAAGAUGGUGGAUGAUCUCCUAUCAAUUGAUAAAGAUCUUGUUCGCGUCAAAGGGAGGGAGGGUUACACUCCUCUUCAUCAUGCAGUCAGCGAAGGAAAUGUUCCGCUUCUGUCUAAAUUUCUGGAGAAUUGCCCCAAUUCUAUCUUUGAUUCGACUAUUCGAAAAGAGACUGCUCUGCAUAUUGCAGCACAAAAUAAUAAUUUAGAAGCUUUCCAAGCCAUACUGUUUUGGAUUCAGAAGACACGCGAAUGCCACAACAUGGAGAAAAGAAGAAUCCUAAACUUACAGGACAAGGAUGGAAACACUGUGCUGCACAUAGCCGCAUCAAAUAACCAAACCCAGAUGAUCAAACUGUUAAUAGAAAGCAAGAAGGUUGAUAGGAAUACGGUUAAUCAGACAGGUUUUACAGCUUUGCAUGUCUUACAAGUACAAGCUCCAGUUGACAGCGAGAGUGUCAACACUCUGAAUCGUGCUGAAGAGGAAGUACAAGCUCCCUCAAAGUUCCGUAGGGUGCGAUACUUUGCCAAAUUCGAACGUGAGAUUGAGGAGAUGAAACCUGAUACGAUCAAUGCGUUGCUAGUCGUAUUUGCACUGAUUCUAGGGAUGAGUUACCAAGCUGUUUUCAGCCCGCCAGGUGGUGUUUUGCAGGCCGAUGCCGGUUCCAGUACUAAAGAUGCGGGGAAAGCAGUCAUCAGUCCUUCUGUGUUUGUUUUGUUCUAUACUUAAAAUAGUGCAGUUUUUAUGAUGGCGUGGGUCGUAACAGUUCUCCUCCUCAGGGUCGUUGGCAAGAGUAUCGUGCCUAUCGUGUACUUACUAUACUUUUUGACGUGUGGUUGCUUCAGUGGUGCACUGGGUAUCAUAGGGCGAGCGGUAAACCGUUGGAUGAUUUGGGUUGCUGCUAGCAUCAUUAGUGCGUUAUUUGUUUUUCUUUUUUGAAAGGCGAAGGAAUUUUUACUAAGAAAUGGUAAAUAAAUGAGAGGUUGUUUUGGCCAAAGCUAAGCUAAGAAGACACAGAGAAAGAAACAAGAAACAAUAAGUCAGGAAGAAGGAAGAGAGAUUGACCCAUAAAAAGGUCAUUGACUAAAAUAUCCCUAGUACGUAGAAUCCUUGUUUUGGCUAAUCCAUUGACAAUGGUGUUACUCUCAAUAUUUAUGAUUCAAGAUAUGUUUCAACAGGAAGAGUGGAAAGAUAAUUUGCAGUGGCUAUCAUAGAGGCCAAAGCGAUUUACCGCUUAGGCUGCUGCUUCUCUAUCAUUGUUGUCUUAUUUUAUGGUGUAUGUUUACUUCGUUCCAAUACAAUUGAGAUGUGUAGAUUUAA